AUGAGUCAUUCACAGAUAACCGAUCCCGAUUCAUACAGCUUACGUGAUAUUCUCCUCCUUUCACAACUCCUACACACGAACAAGAUCCCGACGUUGCAGGCUUUGGAAUCAAUCAAUCAUAACGUGCUUGAAAGUGUACUCCAUCAGUGGAAAACACAUGUCUCAACACAACUAGAGCACAAAACCAUCAAAAUCAAUACGCUACACCAAUUGAUGGAGUUGUAUCGUAAGUUAUUGGACAAGUAUAAAGUUGACAAUACUGAGAGUUUGGCGAAUGAGGUGUAUUACUUGAGAAUUGAUGAGUUGAAGAAUACCAUUGAAACGAAACGAAAUGAGUUUACGGCAGUAUUGAAUUCGUAA
Molecule: messenger RNA, 360 nt
Organism: Lodderomyces parapsilosis
Lineage: Eukaryota; Fungi; Ascomycota; Pichiomycetes; Serinales; Debaryomycetaceae
Exons: 1
Coding region: 1-360 (119 amino acids)
Source: RefSeq, a predicted model, not a curated record